Chenopodium quinoa (quinoa) is the source of this 795-nucleotide messenger RNA. RefSeq lists its product as uncharacterized. Gene Ontology annotation, molecular function: RNA-DNA hybrid ribonuclease activity; nucleic acid binding. The coding region runs from base 1 to 795 and encodes 264 amino acids. The record is from RefSeq and is a predicted model, not a curated record. NCBI's taxonomy places the organism in Eukaryota, Viridiplantae, Streptophyta, Magnoliopsida, Caryophyllales, Amaranthaceae. The transcript is spliced from 2 exons.
AUGGCAGUGAAAUCAAGACUCAUGCAACGUCACAUAUUACAAGAUGAUAUAUGUUCCAUCUGUGGUAACAGUGAAGAAACAAUAAACCAUGCUCUUUUUGAGUGUGAGGCUGCGAAGACAAUAUGGAACCAUUGUGAGUUUAGAUACCUGCUGUCAGAAGCCCCUACAGGCUCAUUUGGUGAAAGAUGGAACUGGCUAAGCUCUAAACUGAAGGAGUAUGAUGUGCUACGAGUGGCUGGUAUGCUAUGGGCUGCAUGGCGAUGCCAUAACAUGCGUAUAUAUGGGAAUAGCACUCCAAACCCGGUAAUGAUGGCUGCAAAUUAUUGUAAAAUGGUGGAAGAUUACCAAUACUAUGCUGAAAGGGUGUAUCAUUGCAGAGCUGGCUUAGGAGUAGUUGUUAGAGAUAAUAAUGGCUCGAUGCUGUUGACCGCAACGAAGAAAAUCACUCAACUAAGGCCUGACAUCGCCGAGGCCAUGGCAAUCAGCUAUGCAAUGUCAACCCUGCUGAGAUUUGGCUACAACAGUGCGUGGAUUGAGUCAGAUGCCCUCAACAUAGUUUCAGCUAUCACCAAAAGACAUUACGGAGCAGCACCUAUAUUCCAUAUUCUGGAAGAGAUCCGAGCUCUCUAUAAUGCUUUCAAUGUUUGUAUUUUUUCCCAUGUAAAACGCAAUAGUAAUACCGUCGCUCACCUCGUUGCUAGGGGUGACAUAGGAGAGUGUCAGGAACUCAUCCGUACUGACUCUUUUCCUGAGAGCAUUGUAAGCUUGUCUAUGUUGGACCUUUCUUCUAAUUAA